AUGGCAAAGCCAAAGCGAUCGGAGUCAGAGGAGCAACAGGCUCCAGCGGAGGUUGAGGAGGAGGAGGAAGUGGACCCAGAAGGAGAAGAGGAAGAAGAGGAAAACGACGACGAGGUAGAGGAGGAGGAGGAGGAGCAGGAGGAGACCCCAGCAGCCGAGCCCAGUAAGCCAAGACCGGGGAUCCUGAAGUCGGGAGGAAAGCCAGGGGGGAAGGCUGUUGCAAAGGCGAAAAGCAAAGCAAAGGCCAAGACAGCACCCAAAGCCAAGGCCAAGGCCGACCCCAAGGCCAAGGCCGACCCCAAGGCGAAGGCCGACCCCAAGAAGAAGACCAACCCCAAAGACAACAAGGCCAACCCCAAAGCGAAGGCCGAGCCCAAAGACAACAAGGCCAGCCCCAAAGCGAAGGCCGACCCCAAAGCGAAGGCCGACCCGAAGCCAAAGACCAUCACAAGGAAGCGAAGCAUGGCAGAGGCCUUGACCGGCGACUGGAUCAAUGGGCUUGAGCCUGAGGCGUCCGGCGAGACUCCAGCAGAAGAGCCGGAGGAAAGCGAAGCUGGGCCGAAUCGACGAGACCGCAGCAAGCAACACAAGUUCAACGUGUUGCUCGCAGCAGGAGCAGUGCCAGAGAAGAUGAAGACGGAGUGGGAGGCUUUGAGUGCCGGCGGCAACGGCAAGAGGAAGAACCUGACGAAGUUUAUCGAGGACUCAGUGAGUCGUGACCCCGAGACAGGGAAGCUUGCCCUCGCCUGCGAAGCCGCAGAAGGGACGGGGGAAAGCAGUCUGGAGAAGAAGCAGUCCACUGGGUGGGGAGACAAGGGAUUGCCGAGAACGCUCUUUAAAGGGCGCUUUGGGUUGUCGGAUGAGCAGCUCAGGGCCGCGAUCUUGAAUGAUGAAGUUUCCGUUGUCACCCAAGACAACGUGGUGUUCUGUCAAUGGCGAACCUUGAAGUCCACUUCGAUGGACGAGCGAAGGAACGUGGCAAACAUCAAGUCCGAGGCUCUGAGACCUCAGAAACGCCGCUGGCUCAUCCCGGCGAUGCAAGCCAUCGAGGACAAGAAGGAGGAGCCUGCCGUGCCAGCGGCCUUGUCAGAGGCCGAGUGGUCGAAAGCGGAUGCAAGCAAGCUGAGCGACAAGAUCAAGCAGAACAAAGACGACCCCCUCCUCGCGAAAAUGAAGGCCACCAUCCAAACUCUGACGGACAAGAAAGCUUUGCUGGAGCAUGUGCGCCAGCUGUGCAGCCAAGUGGUCGAGGAGAUCACUGGCUGGAGUGGCCAGUUGAAGGAUAUGAUUUCGAUCCCCGCAGUCCCGAGGGACAGCGAGCUGGCCAAUACCUCACGGACGGCUAUAGAGCUGUCUUGGUGGCUAGCUGUGGAGACCUGGACUACAUGGCACAGUUCCAGGGCCUUCCCCGGUGGAAUUCCAAUUCCCCUUGUUGCUUGUGCCAGUGCCAGAAGAAAGGACCGCAGUUGGCACUGCUUUGCGGAGGAUGCCGCAUGGAGGACAACUCUGUGGACCCCUGCUGCUUGGAAAGCAUGGCCGAGCCGAAGCAUGAACAGGAUGUUCCAGAAGGACCUCUGCUCUGUGCUGGUGGUCCAUUUUGACCUGAUGCAUUGCCGGUACCUUGGCUAUCUCCAGCAGCUCUAUGGAUCGGUUUUUUGGGUCCUCUGUGAGGAGACGAUGCAGGGGAGUCCAAGCGACAAUCUGCAUGAACUCUGGGGUUUUCUGAAGACAUACCAAUCCACCCACAAGGUGCACAGCCCGUACUCCCAGAGGCUGAACAAGGUCAGCAUGUACAAGAAGAAGACCGACUUUCCGAAGCUUCGUGGAAAAGCGGCGGAGAUCAAGGACAUGGCAGCAGCCGUGCGGGCAAUGUGGGGUCAUUUUGGUGUUCCUGGUCAGGACUUCCAAGAGAUUGGGUUACUCUUGGAUUUGACAUGCAAGUUCGAGGAGAUACUGGAGGAAUGGCCCAUUGCAGACGGCUAUUUCUGCCUUCCUGCCGAAGCUGCAGACAGACUGAAGACGAACUUUCGGGACUUCGCAUGUUUGUAUGUCAUGGUCGGGGAUCGCUUUCGCAGCGAAGAUCGUCGGGCCUUCAAUCCUACGGAAAAGAUUCUCUUCUUCCGGAACAAUGCAUGUUUUUCACAUUUGUGGCUUUUAUAA
Messenger RNA from Symbiodinium sp. CCMP2592, 2160 nucleotides. NCBI's taxonomy places the organism in Eukaryota, Dinophyceae, Suessiales, Symbiodiniaceae. The record is from the annotation of a GenBank genome assembly.